This is a messenger RNA of Anarrhichthys ocellatus (wolf-eel), 3023 nucleotides long. Its product is annotated as transketolase-like. The transcript is spliced from 14 exons. Lineage: Eukaryota; Metazoa; Chordata; Actinopteri; Perciformes; Anarhichadidae. The coding region runs from base 221 to 2107 and encodes 628 amino acids. The record is from RefSeq and is a predicted model, not a curated record. Gene Ontology annotation, molecular function: transketolase activity; thiamine pyrophosphate binding. Gene Ontology annotation, biological process: pentose-phosphate shunt, non-oxidative branch. Gene Ontology annotation, cellular component: endoplasmic reticulum membrane; extracellular exosome.
GUCCUUGUGCAUCUACGUGUCUGCAUGCCUGACAGGAUAAAUCCAGCUUCUCCUCCAUUCUCUCUCUCUUUCUCUCUGGCCCGCUCUCACACACACAUACACAGGUGCUGUGCUCUGGCAACCCUCACUCUCACAAACACACAUUCAAAACACACAAACUCAUCACAGGAUCGUAGUUGGUCCACUUUUCUGGUGCUGAGGAACUAGACAUUUUGCCUUCAUGGAGGAUUACCACAAACCUGACCAGCAGACAGUGCAGGCACUGAGGAACAUUGCCAACCGCCUCCGAAUCAACUCCAUCAAGGCAACAACUGCAGCAGGCAGCGGACACCCCACAUCAUGCUGCAGCGUGGCAGAGAUCAUGUCCGUGCUUUACUUCCACACCAUGAAGUACCGCCCUGAAGACCCGAGGAACUUCAACAGUGAUCGCUUCGUCCUGUCCAAGGGUCACGCUGCUCCGGCCCUGUACUCCAUGUGGGUUGAAACGGGCUACCUGAAGGAGAGCGAGCUGCUCAGUUUGUGCCAGGUUGAUUCUGCCCUGGAGGGCCACCCAACCCCCAAGCAGCAAAUUGUGGACGUAGCCACUGGCUCCUUGGGGCAGGGUCUUGGUGUGGCCUGUGGAAUGGCUUACACUGGGAAAUACUUUGACAAGUCCAGCUAUCGUGUGUACUGCCUGCUGGGGGAUGGCGAAAUGUCAGAGGGUGCCGUCUGGGAGGCCAUGUCGUUCGCCUCCCACUACCAGCUUGACAACCUUGUGGCCAUCAUGGACAUCAACCGUCUGGGCCAAACUGACCCAGCACCCCUGCAGCAUCAUGUAGAGAAAUAUCAGAAACGCUGUGAAGCUUUCGGCUGGCAUGCCAUCGUUGUGGAUGGACACAGUGUGGAGGAGCUUUGCAAGGCUCUGAGCCAACCACGUCAUCAGCCCACCGCCAUCAUUGCUAAAACCAUCAAGGGCAAAGGCAUUCCAGCUGCAGAGGAUAAGCUGGGGUGGCAUGCCAAACCUCUGCCCAAAGACAUGGCGGAGAUUGUUAUGAAGGAUCUGCAGAGCCGCAUCAUGAACAGCAGCAAGCACCUGUACCCUCCUGCUCCCAUAGAGGACUCCCCACCGGUCAGCCUGAGGAACAUCAGGAUGCCGAGCGCACCCAGCUACAAGGCUGGCGAAAAGAUUGCAACACGGAAGGCAUAUGGGAUGGCGUUGGCCAAAUUAGGCCGCUACAAUGAACGUGUUGUGGCCCUUGAUGGAGACACUAACAACCUCACCUACUCAGAGAUCUUUAAGAAUGAGCAUCCCAACCGCUUUGUGGAGUGCUACAUCGCUCAGCAGAACAUGGUCAGUGUUGCAAUGGGAUGUGCUGCCCGUGAGAGGAACAUUGUGUUUGCUAGCACUCUUGCUUCCUUUUUCACCCGCGCCUAUGACCAGCUCCGCAUGGCAGCCUUCUCAGACAGCAACAUCAACCUGUGUGGCUCACACUGCGGCCUGUCCACCGGAGAGGAAGGCCCCUCUAUGAUGGGUCUAGAGGACGUGGCUAUGUUCAGGGCCCUUCCCACUGCGACCAUUUUCUAUCCCUGUGACGGUGUGUCUACAGAGAAGGCUGUGGAACUGGCUGCUUCCACAAAGGGUGUUUGCUACAUCCGAACCAGCCGCCAAGACUGCGCCAUCAUCUAUAACAGCAAUGAGGACUUCCAUGUUGGCCAGGCUAAGGUGGUGUACCAGAGCAAAGAGGACCAGGUGACUGUGGUGGCAGCUGGAGUGACUUUGCAUGAGGCCAUGGCUGCAGCUGAACAUUUAAAGAAAGAGAGGAUCUCUGUUAGGGUCAUUGACCCCUUCACAAUCAAACCACUGGAUGUCAAAACUAUCAUCGACCACACGCGUGCCACCAGGGGACGAAUCCUCACUGUGGAAGACCACUACUAUGAAGGUGGCCUUGGGGAGGCAGUGUCCUCAGCAAUGGUCAAUGAGUCUGGCUUCAAUUUGCAUCGUCUGGCUGUGUCCCAUGUCCCCCGCAGUGGCAAACCACAUGAGCUGCUCAAGCUCUAUGGCAUUGAUCGUGACUCCAUCACACAGGCCGUCCGCAAGAUGCUCAGCAGCUCUACCAACGCCAAGUAACUUUAUCGCUGCCCCACCCACCUAUCUGAUCACACCCCUGCAGAUAAAGAUAAACAGUCAAGUGUGUUUUUGAUUCACAUGACAUCCAGCUCUUUAAAUUCCUUCACUGUGAUUGCCCCUGAGUGUGUACUGAAGUAAUGUGAUUUUGUGCUGUACGCUUUGAAGUAGUUCCACAUUACCUUUCUUUCAUGCAUCCAUCACAGCACACACAAGAACAGAGACAAACAAAUGUCCUCACUCCUAAACUCAUUGUCAUAAACCUAGUUCAGUAAUCAAAAUGUGGCCAUAACAGACUAUGGAUGUUCACCAUAUAAAACAAUACAAUAUUACAUGUUCAACAUGAGUAUGUGUGAUGCUCUCAUGUGUUUUUUUAAAAUGCUCUUUGAUUAAUUCAACUGGAAAUGUUUUUUAUAUUGUUCUGAUGUAGCUCUUGGGUGGGGCUUAGUUUUAAAGUAGUUUAUCAUGACAAUAGUGUCAGAAAUAAGCUAACUGAGUUGUUGUUUUUAGAAAGUAGGGGAGAAAAAAAAAUCAAACAAAUGUAGGUCGGUCAUAAACAGCUGUCACUCCAAACAUCAGAUCACACCUUCAGAUCAUUUAAACAUUGUGGUUUCAAAAGUUGUAUAAUUUCUAUUCAGCGCUGUAUUUUUUUGUUAUUGAUUUUGAUGUUACCAUCAACCUACACACCUCAAUGUUCAUUUGUGCUAGCUGUACAUCUGGACCGUACCAGCAAAGUGACGAUGCAUUAUGUCGUCAGUGACUUCAAGAAGGCCCUUCAAGUGCUGAUGGAGAAUGGCUAGCUGUGACCGAUGCUAAAGUUAACCCAAGAACAAACACUUUCUUUGUUACUUGAAAUUUUGUAUGUACCUUACUUUCAUGUAAUAAAGCCCUCUGCAUUUGACUUUGAGUGAUUACAAUA